Molecule: messenger RNA, 176 nt
Organism: Entrophospora candida
Lineage: Eukaryota; Fungi; Glomeromycota; Glomeromycetes; Entrophosporales; Entrophosporaceae
Source: the annotation of a GenBank genome assembly
CUUUAGCAGCAGCAGAUGGUAAUGUAGAAAGGUUACGAAAAUAUGUUACAGAACAUUUACAGGAAAAUGCAACUUCCAGUAUACUUUUCACAGAAUAUUUACAGAAAAGACAUGAUAAAUUCACAAAAAAUUAUAUGCGACUCUACAGAAAAGAUAUUGAUAUUGUUACAAGAAUG